Tricharina praecox is the source of this 690-nucleotide messenger RNA. RefSeq lists its product as uncharacterized. The annotation marks the transcript as partial. Gene Ontology annotation, cellular component: fungal-type vacuole. The transcript has a single exon. The record is from RefSeq and is a predicted model, not a curated record. NCBI's taxonomy places the organism in Eukaryota, Fungi, Ascomycota, Pezizomycetes, Pezizales, Pyronemataceae.
CCGACGAUCACGCCGCCGCCCAACGCCAACGCGCCGUUCAUGCAGCAGAGCAAAUACCCCGAGGGCACCAUCUUCAUUGCUGUGGGCGGUGGCUUGGCCCUGUGUCUCCUGAUCGUGAUGGCCUGGCGCGGGAUCGUCGCCUGGUCCCUCCACCGCUCCAUGAGCCGCACUACCACCAAGCCCGGCAUGAUCGACUCCAAGUCCAUGCUCCACAAGUCGAAGGGAGGCAACGGAAGUGGGGGGUUCUACGCCGUCGGCCCAGGAUCGACGUUGUCGCUGGACCACCUGGGCUCCAACCGCUCUCCGGGAUUGGGCCCGAACGGAAGCCUCUUCUUCUCGCCCACGUCGAACUCUAUCGCGCCGAACAGCGCCGGUGGGGAUCGCCGGUCCACCUACCUGCCCGCCGGAUUCUACGCUGCCGGGAAUAGGAACUCGGCCGUGCUCAACAACAACAGCCAAACGCGCUUCUCGAGAUCCAGAGGACCGGGUGCUUCGCCGCCGGGAACUCCGUUGAUGGCGCCGCAGAGCAGGGGAGGCGCCAGCAGCAUACAGACGGAGAGGAUGAGUGGCAUGCGCGUCAACGACUCGCUGACGAGUCUGGCAUUACCCCCGACUGGUCGAGCUCCUAGUGCGUACCUCGAGGAUCUCUUUGAGAACCAUCAGUUGCCGGAACACGGUGGCCAGGGGAGA